Molecule: messenger RNA, 1656 nt
Organism: Aureobasidium uvarum
Lineage: Eukaryota; Fungi; Ascomycota; Dothideomycetes; Dothideales; Saccotheciaceae
Source: the annotation of a GenBank genome assembly
AUGCAUUCGUUUUUCAGUGGUAUGCUUCUCUUCGCGACAUCGCCUGCGUAUGCUUUCGUACAGGGCGACUGUAUCAAGCAUGACUUUGCUUUGACAAGACUAGCUCUGCAGCUAUCACCCGGGGCAGCGAUAUUAUGCCGCUACUCUCCGCUGCAACAGCACAAUGCCCACCGAUACUGGGGAGAACAGUACGGCAAGAAUGCAACACUUGUGGUUUCUCCACACACCAGAAAGGACGUCAGUUUUGCUGUUCAAGCUGCUUCUUCCUCGAAACUUGGCAGAGACCUCGCUUUUGUGGGUGGAGGUCAUGGACAAACUAACGCAUCCAGCACAUCUGGAUUUCUGAUUGAUCUGUCCUGGAUGAACUCGACUCGAAUCUUGCACAAUGUCACUCUCGGAGAUGCUAGGGUAUCUACGGCUAUUGCUUACCAAGGAGGCGCUACUUGGAAGCAAGUCAUGGAUUGCACAAACGGAACAGGUUUUACAGCCGUCGGCGCUCGAGUUGGUGAUGUGGGCGUAGGCGGCUUCUCCACUGGAGGAGGUAUCGGCUUCUUGGCUGGUGCAUACGGGUAUGCCAUCGAUCGUCUCCGAGCAAUGGAAGUGGUCUUGAUGUCUGGAGAAAUAGUACUCGCCACCAAGACCAAUAAGUACUCGGAUCUGUUCUGGGCACUACAAGGUGGAGGUGGCCAGUUUGGCAUCGUGACUACCUUUUAUCAAGAAGCAGUGCCGGAACCAGUUUCCUCGGAGUUUGGCAUCUGGACAGUGGCUAGAGAGUCUUGGGAACGGGCGAGACUGAACACGAUGCAGUUUUUUGACUCCAACGACGAUCCGUUUUCGUUGAUGUACUAUUCGUUGGGUUAUUAUCCUGAGCAUCUCACACCCGGAGACCUGAUCACUACUAUGGUGAUAGUAGGCAUACGAUUUGGGGCUCCGCAUAACCAGUCCCCCAGCCCACUUACUGCAUACAAGAACAAAACCGACGGUACUAUCCCAACCGCAAAGCCCACAGAGCAAAAGACCUUCAACCAGACAUUCUCAGCACUGCUCGAUGGCCUGGUGCUAAAACAAUCCUCAUUCUACAAAGUCCCAUACGGCCAAGCCACCGAACUAAGCACCCCAUUCUUUCCUUACGGUUAUCGCCGCGGCUUCUGGGGCCCUCAGACCUCCAAAGUGACUGCUGCAUACCUAGCCACUGCAUCCCACAGCAUGGAAACCUACAUCAAUGAAUCGCUUGUCCGUGGUCAAAUCCCUGCAACAGCGGUCUGGGUCUUGCAAUACAUGUACCCAUUCCAAAACGGUCACGCACCAAUCUCAGACACCGAUACCGCAUGGCCACAUUCCCUCUCCGCACACCAAACACUCUUCUCUCCUGCAUGGACUGAUGCCGCAGAUGAUGCGUUUGUCAUUCACAACAACGAUGUUCUAAAUAACAUUACUUAUCACCAUCAAGCGUCGAUAGGGCCUUUUGUUGCCGACUAUCCGAAUUACAUUUCGCCCAAAGCGGCGGGAGAAAGGGUUUGGGGUGGCAAUGUAAAGAGAUUGGUGCAGGUCAAGGGGAAAUAUGAUCCGCAGUGCAGGAUUCAUCAAGGACGGGUCUUUGCGUCGGAGGUUUGUGUUGAGAAAGGGUGGGCGAAUGUUUUUGAGGGUAAAGGAUAG